ACAAAGGCACAAGGUGGGACGGGAAGGCGAGUCGCGUAGAACGAGUACCGGCCGUCGUAGACCUACUACUAGCAACGUAACCCACGUCGUGAGCACAGCCACACGACCGCAAAGAGAGAGAUCUAUAUUUUCAUAUAGUCCGCCGUCAUUUUGUGUUCUUUUUUUUUAUAUCUUUCUUUGCUACAUAUAUUCAUAUAUAUCUACGUAUACCCGGUACGGGGUAGAAUAAACCCAACCAUCGACACCCGAAAUUGUGUUUGUUUUUUUUUACGCUCGAGUGUGCCACCCAACGUACCACACCAACGACCGGCUCUCCGCGGACCACCUACCACAACCGUCGUAGCCGCGUCAAAUUGGCUCCCCGCAGAGGAAUCAUCGCCUCAAGACAGCGUAAAGACAACAUGACCGGCCAACAGCAGGAGAAGUGGCAGCAGGUGGCCGAGUUAAUCCAACGGCUGGGGCUGGUAUCCGGUGGCCAGGAUGAGCCGCGAACAGCCGCCCAGGUCGCGAGGAUGACUACCCGCCAACUCCUGCAGGAUCCAGUGCGGGCGGCCAUCUACAACCGGGGCUGGGCGGACCGUACGAUGGACAUCCAGCGGAGGUUGCGGCCACACCGACCACCAUCAACAUCAACACCCGGCAGCCGCACACCGUCCCUGACAAGGCCACCACCCCCAGCAACGACACCUGCCCCCGUAACACCUGCGGAGCCGGCACCGGUACCCAGGCAAACGGGGGUACUCCCCGGCCCAACGGGAAAGGUGAGGACGGAGGCGCAGCAGGCACGGAACCGCCGGAAAUUCCAGCAGCUAAAGGAAAAGAGGAAAGCCAGGGAAAGCGAGGCAAGCCAACAACGUCGGCUUGCCAAGCAACCCGCGCCAACCUCAGACCCGGAAGCAGCCGGCACGCCUCCGGCCAACCCAACACCGAUGGAGGUGGACAAACCGGCAUCCAAGGACGGCAAGUCCGAGGAGCCGGGACAGCCCACCAGCCAGGAGUCACCAGACCAAUCAGAGGCCACGGUGGACAUAACCGAGGCAGAUUGGCUGGUGGCGUUCGAGGGGAUGCCGGAGUUAGACGACACACACUCGUUCUACACUCCGGUAGGGUCCCCAAAACACCCCCAGUAACACACACGGGCGCGGGCAAGUCUACCUCAAGCGAAAGCCAGAGGUAGUACAAGCCACCCCCUCCCCUAAUAGCACACAGACACCGGUACAAGUGUACCCCGUGUGACGGUUUGGCGGGGGAGUAUGACGCGGUACGCAGCGGCCACCAGUACAAAGUACAGGUACCGCAGCGACCAGUCUACACUUUUCGUCAACCGCCACUACGGGCUACAGCGCGACAACGCCAACUCCCCCACCACGCCACAAAGGCACAAGGUGGGACGGGAAGGCGAGUCGCGUAGAACGAGUACCGGCCGUCGUAGACCUACUACUAGCAACGUAACCCACGUCGUGAGCACAGCCACACGACCGCAAAGAGAGAGAUCUAUAUUUUCAUAUAGUCCGCCGUCAUUUUGUGUUCUUUUUUUUUAUAUCUUUCUUUGCUACAUAUAUUCAUAUAUAUCUACGUAUACCCGGUACGGGGUAGAAUAAACCCAACCAUCGACACCCGAAAUUGUGUUUGUUUUUUUUUACGCUCGAGUGUGCCACCCAACGUACCACACCAACGACCGGCUCUCCGCGGACCACCUACCACAACCGUCGUAGCCGCGUCAAAUUGGCUCCCCGCAGAGGAAUCAUCGCCUCAAGACAGCGUAAAGGUAAGAGUUUUUUCACGCUGACACAUACCUCGGUAGAUUGCUUAUAUUAAGUUAAUAUUAAGACGUUUAGCCAGGAGUGUGUUUGCCGGUUAGCUAGGAUUCCCAGUGAACAUUACGUAAGAAUUAUUUCUAGCACGUAACAGGGAAUCCCGCGCAGCCGUGCAUAACCGUGAUACGGAUUGGGAAGUAGUUAUAUAACAACCGCCACCCCUCCGCAACGCCUACCUUUCGUCCCGCGACAUUACCGUCGAUAACAGCACAGCGCGCAGGCCAAAACCGGUUUCAGCCGCUGCAGCCGUCAACUGCCGCCGCCGAGUACGUCGACCCAGUUCUGCUAUUCUGGGAACGCAACGGCGGCACCGUCAACAGCUGACCUACUAACGUAAUCGCUGAUAAACUUCCGUAAACAGCGCACAAAAUUUACGUCAAAAAAAAAAAAAAGUCUCUAAACCACGUACACACACCAAACACAAGCUACCUCACCGACCAACUGCUUAACGACAGCAUUUGUAAUUAAAUCAUACAUAAUGACUGGUAAAACGUUACAACAGUUAUCGUCGGCGGAGCUGCGUAGCGAGUGCUCGGCCCGCGGACUCAGUGUGUCCGGGUCGAAGUCGGAUGUGUAUGUCAGGCUAGAGGAGCACCUUAGGGAAAGCGGACUAGUUCCCGAGAACGUGAGGUUCGAACCAGUGCAGCCCCCAAUCACAGGAUUAGGGGACGGUACUGGACAACAACCACACGUUCGAUCAACGCUGUUAAGCGCGGACGUCAGUCAGAUUUUCGGAC
Messenger RNA from Metopolophium dirhodum (rose-grain aphid), 2554 nucleotides. Its product is annotated as proteoglycan 4-like. The coding region runs from base 402 to 1130 and encodes 242 amino acids. The transcript is spliced from 2 exons. Lineage: Eukaryota; Metazoa; Arthropoda; Insecta; Hemiptera; Aphididae. The record is from RefSeq and is a predicted model, not a curated record.